UUGUCACGCAUCGAACUACAAUCCCAUGAUCCUGCGCGUGGUUCAACCUUCACCCCAUCCGUUUGCAGCUCGCACCCCCAUUCCUGCUUUGACAUCAGCUGUUCCGCCUACACUUCGGUAGCAUCCUGCUGGAAGAGGCAGAGGAGCGCAGAUCCAUAGCAUGAUGUUCCUUUUAUUAAUUAUCGCGGGCCUCGGAGUGGUGACGCUGCUGGUGAUUUUAUUUGCGCCACAAAUAAGAAAAUAUGCAGCAGGAAGAGUGUGCAAGUCCACAACUCGUCUUGAUGGGAAGACGGUCCUCAUCACUGGAGCCAACACAGGAAUUGGGAAGGAGACUGCCCUGGAUCUGGCAAUUCGAGGAGCUCGGGUGAUCAUGGCGUGUCGAGAUGUGGAAAAGGGUGAGGAGGCUGCGGCCAGUAUACGAGCCAGUUACCCCGAAGCACGAGUGGAGGUCCGGGAGCUCGAUUUGGCAGAUACGUGCUCUAUACGAGCCUUCGCACAGAAAUUCCUAAGAGAAGUCAACCAGCUACAUAUCCUUAUAAACAACGCUGGGGUGAUGAUGUGCCCCUACACGAAAACUGUCGAUGGCUUUGAGAUGCAUAUUGGAGUCAAUCAUUUGGGCCACUUCCUGUUGACAUCCCUUCUAAUCGGGCUUUUAAAGCGCAGCGCUCCGGCUCGGAUUGUGGUGGUCUCCUCUCUGGCACACAACUUUGGCUGGAUCCGCUUCCAUGACCUUCACAGCCAGGGCAGCUACAACAGCGGAUUAGCAUACUGCCAGAGCAAACUGGCAAACGUACUGUUCACCAGAGAGCUGGCUUCCAGACUCAAAGGAACUAAUGUCACAGUGAACUCUGUUCAUCCGGGGACGGUAAACUCUGACCUGACCAGACAUUCAACUCUGAUGACGAUAUUGUUCACCGUCUUCUCCGUGUUCCUGAAAACUCCACGGGAAGGAGCACAGACUAGCAUCUACUGUGCCAUUGCAGAGGAACUGCACUCUAUCUCUGGGAAACACUUCAGUGACUGCACCCCUGCCUUUGUGGCCCCACAGGGAAGAAGUGCGGAGACCGCGAGGAGACUGUGGGAUGUCAGCUGCGAGCUUCUUGGAAUCGAGUGGGACUAAUUAGGCUUUCGACCGCCAUCUAUCUCAGCUCUCGAAGGAGUCCUUAACAUUAAAAAUUUUCAUUGAUUUAAUUAAUUCCAUUAUUGUUUUGAUGUUCUGUACUUUCCUACCUAAUAAGCAGUCAGGUAAUUUAAGUAAGAGGUACUACAAUGUGAAGUUGCUUUUUUGUGUAAUAAUAUAUUAAUUACAUUAUAAUAACUUGAGUAUUUUGGUGCUCUGCAACAGCUUCUCAAACCAAAACCACUCAACCAUAUUAUCAUGUAAACACAAAUACCUUUUCGACUUUAUAUUUUUUGUGAGACAAUGUGAAUAGUGUAGGCAAAAAAGCAACUUGAUGUGUUGUAAUGCUGUAGGAUACAGUAAGGAGUCAACACAGGGUAAAAGACCAGCAUCUUUAUCAAGUAUUAUGUUUUUUCCAAAUGAUUUUUGCUGAAUUCGCAGUUAAAUUGCUUGACUUUAGUGCCAGCAUUUCUUAACAACUGCAGGGGUUCUUACAGCGUUUCCAGGUUGAUUCAAAUUUAUUAAAGUAUUAAACAUGUGCGACAGUCUGAGCCAAAAUCACUGCUUAAAUAGCAUAAAUGUAUUUUGUCAUAACUCUAAUAGUCGAUGUACAAGAUACGAUUUUUUUUCUAUUAUAGACAACGAAUAGUUGAGAUUACAUUCAUAUUUCCAAAGAUUGUUUUUGUUUUGUUUGUUUUUUUACCCCCCUACUCAGUGCGAUCUGCACAUUCCUGUAAGAACUAGUUUGAAAUUUAUAAGGAUCUCUUUAAUCAUGUUUCCUUUGCAGCAUUCACAUGCAGGUUUGCCAGGAGUUUACAUUCUGUGUUUUAUACAAGUCAAAACAUGCCUUUUACUACAUUUACAUUCAUGUUACCAGUUGAAUGUUUACAUUUUAUGUAAAUAAAACUGAAAUAUUACUAAAAA
Molecule: messenger RNA, 2044 nt
Organism: Pundamilia nyererei
Lineage: Eukaryota; Metazoa; Chordata; Actinopteri; Cichliformes; Cichlidae
Gene: rdh12
Product: retinol dehydrogenase 12
Exons: 7
Coding region: 161-1120 (319 amino acids)
Source: RefSeq, a predicted model, not a curated record